This is a messenger RNA of Macroventuria anomochaeta, 1569 nucleotides long. RefSeq lists its product as uncharacterized. The record is from RefSeq and is a predicted model, not a curated record. Bases 1 to 1569 code for a protein of 522 amino acids. The transcript has 3 exons. NCBI's taxonomy places the organism in Eukaryota, Fungi, Ascomycota, Dothideomycetes, Pleosporales, Didymellaceae.
AUGUUCGCGGCCGAUCUGUCAUGGCAGAUAGGAGAAAGUGUUGGGCAGCGGAAAGAACGCAAAGCUCGGAAAAGAUCGUCUGGGACACCCUCAGUUAGGACCUCGGUGACCUCCAGGAGCUCCAACUCAACUGAUAGACAGGAGUGGUGGACGUCUGGGCUGAACAAAAUCAAGGCGAAAGCUUCCUCAAAAUCUUCAAUCAAAGGGCGAUCAGUAACGAGUCUAAGCUCGACUUCCCAGCAGAGAUCUGGCCCAACACCACUUCAACCCGUCCACGAAUCGGUAGCGAGAGACUUUCCAACAUGGGAGCUCGAGCUUCCACACCAACUUAAGGAUCCUGCUCCAAAGCCGACCUACACAUUCUCGAAAUCGCUGUCCCCAAACCUACCCUCUGGAGGUUCUAUGGAUCUUUUGGAGUGUGAUGUCCCAGAGCUUGAAGGUGACAUAUCUUCCCGCUACACACACUCCAUUGUUUCUACAUCUUCGCGUACGAGGACGAUGGUCCCAAGGAUCGAGACUCGUAUGGAUGAGGAAUCUUAUCUUCAGGAUGCGACUCCGGAUACUACGAAGCAGAAUGAGCUGGAGACGAAGAUAAUCGCGUGCAGACCACUGGCUCAGUGGGACAGUCUAUCGCCAAUGACGGUGCCUAAAGGCUUUCGCAAAACGUCAGCAUCUCAAUCAAUCAAGGUCACUGGUACACAGAACAACACAUUCGUGCGAACGCGAUUUCAGCGUUUCAUUCAGAGGCUGGAGAGCGCAGGUCCACACCUUGUCUUAGACAGGCUGAAGGAAUCCUUGCAAGAACCUGCAGACUCGGAAGAAGAACUGCUCGAACAACAACUCUGGCUAUUGACAGGGUUCCAACUGCAAAGUUUAGGCAAGGCCCGGAUCAUUCCGAAACCGCAGUGUGACACAGGCAAGAUCCUGGAGCUCUACGGUAACCUUUGUAAGUGGACGGUAUGCUCGAGCUGUACUGUUGUGUAUCAGUUUGGCACAGUGCCUUUACCAUACCCGGAAGACUAUUUCUCGCAUAUACGCGCAUCGACUUUGCCGUCUCUGGUCCCUUCUGCGAAGCUACCGGAGCUGUUCCGCGAGUGCUAUAAGCUACUCACCCCAGGCGGCCUGCUUGAGAUCAGAAUCAUGGACGCUGCUCCCGUGCGCAGAACGGCUGGUCCCAUGAUGCGAAUGUGGAUCGAAGACAGACUAUCGGUGAAUCUAGAGAAGCUUUUCCGUUGCUCGAAACCGUGCUCGCUAGUCCCUGGCUGGUUGGCGGAGGCAGGCUUCGAGCUGAGUGCAAACAACGAUCAGGGACUGGCGUUGCCAUGCGCUUUCGAUCGCAGCUCAGAUGACACUGAGAAAGAGCUUUCGACCAUGAUUGGCCAAGCUCUGUGGAAGGAUAUCUGGGGUCCGUUCGUCGAGGAUCUUCCUGACGAGCCGAAAUGGUGGUGGGAAGAGGAGAUCAUUGUGCAAGAGUGUCUGAAAAGGAAGACGGUAUUGGAGUGUCGCUCGUUGUAUGCUUACAAAAGGUGGGCCUCUGUAGGGGAGAGUCUGCGACAUGAACGACCUUGA